Molecule: messenger RNA, 486 nt
Organism: Pseudovirgaria hyperparasitica
Lineage: Eukaryota; Fungi; Ascomycota; Dothideomycetes; Acrospermales; Acrospermaceae
Exons: 4
Coding region: 1-486 (161 amino acids)
Source: RefSeq, a predicted model, not a curated record
AUGCGAAAUGCAGAGCGUCGGCAUCAGCUAAAACGUGGUGGCUUGCCCGUGCAUAAUGGCUGCUUUGAUGGACCCCCCUCACAAUCCAACAAUCGGCACAAUGAAGUCAGCGACGUCGAGGAGAUGCUAAAUCUAUUCAGUCAGAAUCCACCAUCAAGCGUUACAAGAUGGGAUGAGGAGAUUUUAGUGGAGUCGUGGGUGUUUGGAACACAUACCAUAAUAGUGUACUUGGUACAUACUACUCAUAGACCAGGGUCGAGACGGCCAGGACAGCCGAAGCCGAAUCUGCCUGGUCUCGGCUUGGGAUCUCUUGGAUCGCAGGCGGAAUACUGGAAUACUGGAUACUGGAAUACUAUGUUCGGGCGAUAUGUCCAUUGUUCAUUCACUACACUACUACUACUGUCCACCGACUGCAUCUCCACAGCCCGCAAUCCACCCUUCACUCCACAGUCCACAGUCCACAGUCCACCACUAAUCAGUAACUAG